AUGGUAGACAGUUUAUUUGCAAGAUACCAGUUAGAAAAGCAUGGCUGGACGGAAGGAACUGGCCUUGGAAAACAUGAAAAUGGCAUAACAGCACCUAUAAAAGUUGCCCUGAAGAAUAAUAAAGAUGGGGUUGGUCACAUUCCUGGUUCUGACCUCACUGAAAACUGGUGGGAUCAGGUUUACAAUAAAGUAGCCAGCAAAAUUUUAGUGAAGACAACAAAGGAUAGUGUUGCAGUUCAUGCAGCAGAAACAAAAGAAAGCAGCAAAAACAAAUCUUUGCUUUAUGCAAGAUUUGUGAAGGGUGCUACCCUCAAAGCAUCAGAAGGCAUUAUUGUUGAAGAACCUGAAAAGUCCAGUGAAUCAGAGAGUGAAAAAGAACAAAUCCCUCCACGACUGACAGAUGAAGAAAUUUUAAAAAUCUGUGGAGGACGAACUGCCCAUAAGGCAGCAGGCCAUGGGUUAAAACAGAAUGGCAAACUGCAGCGUAUUCAGGAGCAAGAACGACAGCCACCACAGACCUUUACUUCUGGCAUUCUUGGCCUUGUUACUUCUGGCUACAUUACAGUCCCUUCUUCUGGCAUCACUUACUUCAACCUAAUCCACUUGGAUGACAGCAUAAACAGACCUGCUCACUACAGCACCAAACUUUUGGCUACACAUCAGUCCCUACUUGCAGUAUCGAUACUCUAA
Acanthosepion pharaonis is the source of this 690-nucleotide messenger RNA. The record is from the annotation of a GenBank genome assembly. Lineage: Eukaryota; Metazoa; Mollusca; Cephalopoda; Sepiida; Sepiidae.